UCAGCGAAAAUUCCGACAGUGCCAAUUAGGCGUCACAUUUUGGCUCCGGCGGUAGGAAAUGCCGAUGCGUAGUGCAGCCUCCGGGAUCUGGCUGUGAUUGGUGUGAAGAUUAAGUCGCGGCGCCGGAUUCUUGGCGAAUUUUCGAAAGAUCAGUUUGCGUACUGUGUGACAUAAUUGCUUACAAGGGGAAUCUGAAACGAUCCUAGUGGGAAUUGUGUCAGUGCUCGCAAAGAGAAGCGAUGAUCAAUGGAACGUUCCCGGAACUGGAGACGGAGGUGUUAUAAUUCCCUCUCCCGCCGGCUUAACUAAAGAUAGUCGCUACCCCGUGCCCCCGAAACUAAAUUACCCCACAUUUGAUAAUUGAGCGGAAUUGAAUUGAAUCACAACUGCCUAAGCAGAAGCACCCAAAUCUCGGCCGCACAUGGGCUCAGUGAGCCACCGACAAACCUGAGAGUCAGACACAUCCCAUCUAGUCGCCGACCACAACCGUAGUUAGUCACCAUGUCGAGCAUAGAGGAGAUUCUGGGCGAGCUGCAGCACUUCGCCUGGCCGGACUAUGUAGCUUUCGUUUCGAUGUUCCUGCUCUGCAUCGGGAUUGGCAUAUACUUUGGGUUUAUGAACAAGUCCGUUUCCGAAGAUGAUUACAUGCUGGGCGGACGAAAAAUGUUGGUCAUCCCUAUCGCAUUCUCAUUGGUGGCAAGCUUUGUCUCCGGGAUCACUUUGCUCGGGCUUCCAACUGAGGUGUACUCCUAUGGCGUCCAGUAUCUGUAUGUGGCUUGUGGAGUCAUCGGCAUGGGCGUGGUGAUGGGUGUUUUUUACCUUCCAGUUUUUCACGACCUGAACAUAACAUCCACCUACGAGUAUCUGGAGAUUCGAUUUGAUCGGAGGUUACGGCUUUACGGAUCCGUUAUGUUCGCUAUUAUGAAUGUGGCCUAUCUGCCCAUUGUUAUCUACGUCCCGGCGUUGGCCUUCAACCAGGUGACGGGGAUUGGAGUCCAUACGAUUACACCGAUCGUCUGCAUCAUCUGUGUCUUCUACACAAGUCUGGGCGGUUUGAAGGCUGUGGUAUGGACUGACGUGGUGCAGGCUGUAUCCAUGGUGGGAGCACUUUCCUUGGUGGCAAUUAAAGGCACCCGUGAUAUUGGAGGACCUGCAGUAGUCCUAGAGCGAGCUUGGAACAGCGAUCGACUGGAAGCGCCGGACCUUAAUAUCGAUCCCACUGUGCGCCACACAUUCUGGUGCCUGUUUUUCGGAGGGAUUGUCUACUGGACUCAGACUAACGCAGUAUCCCAAAACAUGAUCCAGAGGUAUUUAUCACUCCCGACUCUUGGUGAUGCCCGAAAGGCGCUCUGUAUUUUCUGCGCAGGCGUACUCCUUUUAAUGGCACUUUGUGGAUACAAUGGACUUCUUAUCUAUGCUACCUACCAGAACUGUGAUCCCCUUACCACAAAGCUGGCGAAAGCUCGAGACCAACUCCUCCCGCUCUUUGUGAUGGAAACCCUAGGAGAACUUCCCGGUAUGACAGGACUCUUCAUUGCCGGCGUUUUUAGCGCUGCUCUGAGUUCCCUUUCGACUUGCCUUAACUCCAUGUCCGCCGUGGUGCUGGAGGAUUUUGUCAAGCCUUAUGUAAAGACCCCACUCUCCAGUUCGGCGAUCAACUGGAUUAUGCGUCUGGUGGUCGUCGGAGUAGGAGCCCUCUGUGUGUGUCUGGUCUACGUUGUGGAGCAUAUGGGUACCGUCCUUCAGUUGACCAUGAGUCUGGAAGCGAUUACAAACGGUCCAUUAUUUGGCAUCUUCACUAUCGGCGUUUUCCUGCCCUGGAUCAAUGGAAACAGCGCUUUGCUGGGUGGUAUUAUGGGUGUGAUAGCCAUGUCAUGGGUGAGUCUAAAUGCACAGUGGGCCAUUGCAUCUGGAGCCAUUAGUUAUAAUACGAAACCGCUAAAUGUGGAGCAAUGCAACUACAGCUUCAACGUGACAACGAGUCUGGCCAACGCAACUCACCUGGGGGCAUCUGCGGAGGAUAUCUUUCCGCUAUACAGAAUCUCCUAUAUGUGGUACACAACCUUUGGAGCCUCCAUCACGAUUAUUGUAGCGCUGGUCGGUACCUUGAUGUUUGGCAAAAAUAAUCCCAACAAAGUUGAUCCAGUGCUGCUCACUCCGUGCAUACGAAAGUUUUUUGCCUUUGGCUGCGAAAAGCCCUAUGAUGCCUACAAGCCCGACAUUCCUUUAGAGCGCAAGCUGCGUCACGACGAGGUGGCCUUAUAAUCAUGUUAGUCUUAAGUUGGGUAAAGGUUUGAUUGUAAUUGAUUGUAAUAGCAAUUGUAAAACUAAAAACAUUAAACAUCUACAUUUUUUGAG
Molecule: messenger RNA, 2358 nt
Organism: Drosophila eugracilis
Lineage: Eukaryota; Metazoa; Arthropoda; Insecta; Diptera; Drosophilidae
Gene: bumpel
Product: sodium-coupled monocarboxylate transporter 1
Exons: 8
Coding region: 502-2265 (587 amino acids)
Biological process (GO): sodium ion transport; transmembrane transport
Cellular component (GO): membrane
Molecular function (GO): symporter activity
Source: RefSeq, a predicted model, not a curated record